Styela clava is the source of this 1542-nucleotide messenger RNA. Its product is annotated as inosine-uridine preferring nucleoside hydrolase-like. The record is from RefSeq and is a predicted model, not a curated record. Gene Ontology annotation, molecular function: hydrolase activity, hydrolyzing N-glycosyl compounds. Lineage: Eukaryota; Metazoa; Chordata; Ascidiacea; Stolidobranchia; Styelidae.
CGCGGCGUGCAUGUAUUUGUGAUAGAUAAAGAAGUCUUUCAUUUCAGCAAUUGUGGAGUUUCGUCGGCCCAUGGAAUCUGCUAUUGCUGUGCCUAAUCAACGUUUUAACUGGUAAGAUGGGGACGUUAUCUGUACCAAGUGACAAAAAAUGUUUGUUAAUCGAUUGUGACCCCGGUGUGGACGACAGCUACGCUAUCAUGAUGGCUUUAGCUCAAUUCCCAAAAGUUGAAGUUGUUGGAAUCACCUGUGCAAAUGGAAACGUUGGAUGUCGCCAAGUGACGAUGAACGCCGCCAGAAUUUUGAAGCUGAUGGGCAUGCUUGAUAAGGUUCCUAUCUUCAAAGGUUGUGACGAACCCAUUGUUAGGAACCCUGGCAAACUGAAUGCAGCAAGUUUUCACGGGAGUGACGGUUUAGGAGAUGUCCCCGAUGCUGAGCCACGGGCCGAUGAAAAUCUGUUGAAACUUGUACAGGAAGAAAAUGCUGUGAAUGCAAUUUUACGGUUAUCAAAAAUACAUCGAGGGGAAUUGCAGAUUCUUGCCAUCGGUGCAUUGACAAACAUUGCUAUCGCAACAAAAGUUGACACGGAUCUUCCAAAACGAGUAAAAAGUAUUCACAUCCUUGGUGGAACAAUUCCAGGCAAAGGAAACUUUACACCUGCAUCGGAGUACAACUUCUACACAGAUCCUGAAGCAGCACAUAUUGUAUUGAACAAUUUUUCACCUCAUUGCAAAGUCCAACUCGUGACAGCCGAACUUGUCACGAACCACCCGCUCUCCGUUGAUUGGUUUGAUGAACUUCUGACAGGCGACGAGCCAAAGAGACAAUUUUACCGCGAGAUAUUUAAGAAAAGACAAAACGAACACCUGGAACGUAUCAAGGCUGGGUUUUACAGUGGGUAUCUGAUAUGGGAUACCUAUUCAAUGGGUAUUGUUCUAGACCCCACGUGUGUGAUUGGGUCCACGAAAGUCCGUGUUGGAGUUGAAUUAGGAGGUAACAUUUCCAGGGGAUCUCUGAUUGUCGAUUACAACGAUAUUGGGGGCCAACAGUACACCCUCAACGAAAUCGAACUCAUAGAAAAAUUAGACAUGGAAAAAUAUAAAAAAUUGAUGGCAAAUGCAUUCCCUUCAAUUUGACGCCAAAUAGGCUAAUCAUCACUAUGUUUGGCAAUUCAAUUUUUAUUAUUUUAAUAUGCUAUAUAUAUAUAUAUCAUAAAUAUAUAUCAUAUAUACUUAAUCGAUUAGCGAAUAAUAUUAAAAACGUGAUAUCUAAUAUAUAUACAGAAUACAAUCUUAUAACUAUUAUCUUAACUAACUUAUUAACAUUGAAAGAUAUUUACGCUUUAUAUACUUUAUCGAGUAGUGGAUAAUAUUAAAAAUGUGAUAUCGUUGUAAACAGAAACUCCUUUUAUCUUAAAAUACGGGUAGUUAUGUACGUCGUACGGAUGGAAACUUACAUAUAAUUAUUUCAAUCAGUGCCUAAAUGUCUUGAGGAAAUAAUUUUUAAUUUGAUAAUGACAGGACACAACAUGUUAUGUUCUUAAAA